AUGGUGGGCGUGUUGUCGGCGCAACGAUGGCUCGGGGGGACGGCGGUGCGCGCGAACGAUCGCGCGCGCGCGCGGCGCGCGGGCGCGCGGCGAGGGAUCGCGCCCGAGGCGAGGAUUUACGAGAACAUCCUGGAGACGGUGGGGGAUACGCCGGUGAUUAAAAUUAACCGUCUCGCCCCGGAGGGGGUGGAGAUGUACGUCAAGGCGGAGUACUUUAACCCGUUGAGCAGCGUGAAGGAUCGAUUGGCGGUGGCGGUGAUCACGGAUGCUGAAAGACGCGGAUUGCUCAAGCCCGGGGACACCGUCGUGGAGGCGACGAGCGGGAACACGGGCAUCGCGGUGGCGAUGGCGUGCGCGCAGCGAGGCUAUCGCUGCGUCAUCUGCAUGGCCGAACCGUUCUCCGUCGAGCGGAGAAAGAUCAUGCGCAUGCUCGGGGCGAAGGUGAUCGUGACCCCGAAAGCGGGCAAGGGCACCGGCAUGGUGGCAAAGGCUGAGGAACUCGCGGCUAAGCACGGGUGGUUCCUGUGCCGACAAUUCGAGAACGAAGCGAAUCCGGCGUACCACGCCUCGACGACGGGCCCGGAGAUCGUUCGAGACUUCGCCGGUAAGAAGCUCGAUUACUUUGUCACCGGUUACGGUACCGGGGGUACGUUCCAGGGCGUCUCUCGCGUGCUCAGGGAGUCCCGUCCGGACACGAAGAUCGUGUUGCUCGAACCCGAAGCCGCGGCGCUCGUGUCGAGCGGCAUCAAGACGGAGCGCAAGGACACUGGUGCUCCCGCCGGAUCGCAUCCGGCGUUCGCGGCGCACCCGGUGCAGGGCUGGACCCCGGAUUUCAUCCCGCUCGUUCUCGAAAACGGUUUGAACAUGAACCUGUACGACGAACUCGUCAAGAUUGAAGGCGGCGACGCCGUCCAGACGGCGCAGGCGCUCGCGAGAAACGAAGGCAUCUUUACCGGUAUCUCCGGCGGCGCCACGUUCGCCGGCGCGCUCACCGUCGCCAAGAAGGCGCCGAAGGGUUCCGUCAUCCUCGCCAUGCUCCCGGAUACGUCCGAGCGCUACAUGAGCACCCCUCUGUACGAGACCAUCGACGCCGAGAUGAACGACGAAGAGCUUGAGAUCGCCAAGAGCACGCCGUCGUUUCAACUCAUUCCAGGACAAGACCCGACUCUUCUGGUGCAAUAA
Messenger RNA from Ostreococcus tauri, 1182 nucleotides. Its product is annotated as Tryptophan synthase beta subunit-like PLP-dependent enzymes superfamily. Bases 1 to 1182 code for a protein of 393 amino acids. The transcript has a single exon. Gene Ontology annotation, molecular function: cysteine synthase activity. Lineage: Eukaryota; Viridiplantae; Chlorophyta; Mamiellophyceae; Mamiellales; Bathycoccaceae. Gene Ontology annotation, cellular component: cytoplasm. The record is from RefSeq and is a predicted model, not a curated record.